GAUUCGUCGUCUUCUUGUUUCCUUAUCGUCGUCGCCGUCGUCGUCGACAAUGGAAACUUUGAAACCAUUAAUUAAAAUCACGAGCGUGAAAUCAAAGCAAGCGAUGUUACUGUGGUUGGAGGGUUUUCGAGAAGCUUGUUGUCUUCAUCGCGUCGUCAUUCUUUGUCUCAGGUCGCGAAAUCUCCUGUUUCGAACUGGGCAGUGUUUUCUUCUGAAUGGUUUGAUCUUCUUAGGAAGUCUAGGCCUGUUCAACAAAUUUGUUGUCCCAACCCUUCAGUGGAUAUUGCCUGAUCGGUGUUCUCUGAUCACUUCUCAAGAAUUCUGUUCGUCUGGCAACGUUUUAAGAGUUUAUUCCUUCUUACGUGGUGGACUUGUGCAGCUAUUUUACGUGUUUUGGUUCUAUCCCUUGUAUAUGUUCAGCUUCAUCUUGAGUAACAUCUGGUACAAUGAUAUUGCAAAGUAUGGAUUUGAAGCAAUGGAGAGAUCUGACUCGAGUUCAGUAGAAGGUGAAACUGUGGCCUCGACGAACAUGGCAAAAGCUGAAAGGCCUUCUGGAUUUGGAGGGGUCAUGAUCGUAAUAGGAGAGCAGGUGUACUCAAUAAUACUGUUGACCGUCUUUUUUCUGGAGGUUUAUGCGGUUGGAUAUGUACCAUACAUUGGCAAGAUACUAAAUUUCUUACUUCUUUCAUGGAUGUAUGCCUACUACUCUUACGAAUAUAAAUGGAACUUCUCAGGAGUGCCACUGGACAAAAGGCUGGACUUCUUUGAAUCUAACUGGGCGUUCUUUGCUGGUUUCGGAAGCCCCUGUGUUCUUGCCAUUUUCGUUUUCUCUCCUCUUGUUAGCGGUGCACUUAUGGCCAUCCUGUUUCCACUGUUUGUUUUAACCGCUACAGGAUCAGGGCCUGAAAAAGCCAUUCUUGCCCCGAGAAGGACGUGGAAAUGCGCGGGUUUAGGGAGACUUCCGAUAUUCUAUGUCGCGGAUACACUCUCGAUGUUGGCUUUGUCCUUCUUCCGGUUGGAGUCUCUGCAACAGACAGGACAUGACAAGGCGAACUGAACCUCCGAAAUCGAUUGCCAUUGGACAUUGUAAGAUGAACCCUCGAGGUUUUCGGAAAGACGACACGUAAUCACACGAACCCUUCGGACCGAUCAUUCAACACCGAUCUUCAGUUUCGGUACCCAGCACUUGAUUUCUGUCUUCUUGGUGUGCAGUGCUUUAGAAAAAAGCCAUGGCUGCAAAAAGAUCAUACAGCAGAAAAAUAUAUGGUUGGAACAGUUUGAUUGUGAUGGAAAUCCUUUGCAAAAAAAAAAACUAAAACCAAAUUACAGAAUUUGAAUCUAUUUGUUCAGUGUUGCAUUCGUUUCA
This is a messenger RNA of Tarenaya hassleriana, 1366 nucleotides long. RefSeq names its product protein EI24 homolog. The transcript is spliced from 11 exons. Gene Ontology annotation, biological process: macroautophagy. Bases 50 to 1057 code for a protein of 335 amino acids. The record is from RefSeq and is a predicted model, not a curated record. Gene Ontology annotation, cellular component: endoplasmic reticulum. NCBI's taxonomy places the organism in Eukaryota, Viridiplantae, Streptophyta, Magnoliopsida, Brassicales, Cleomaceae.